AUUUACUCUUUCAAAAUUUCCACGUGAAUUGUCAAGAAUCGGUCGACAAAAACGUCUUCUCCCUAUCUAUCUCCAUCUCUUCCAAAGUCCCUUCCUAUAUAUAUAUAUAUAUAUAUUUGUGCAUGCAGUUUCUGGACUUCAUCCAAAAAACACAAGAAGAAAAGAUUAUUCAAAAAAGUUCAAAAUUAAAAGAGACAUGAAGAGCAUCAUGGUAGCAUUGCUUCUGGCAAUUGUGGUCAUGAACAUGGCUUCAUUAGGUCAUGCCCUCCCGGACGACCAAAGUCCGGCCGCCAUGCAAAAAUGGUUCCAACAUUUCCCCAAUGCAGUUCCUAAGUUGACAAAACUCCACUUCUUUGUUCACAACAUUGUCAACAUGGAGAACCCGACGAGCGUCCCGGUUGCUCAGGCGGAAUCCACCGCCACGUCGCCGACGAAUUUCGGUCUAGUGAGUGUAAUAGAUGCUCCAUUGACAGAAGAACCGAACUCGAAAGAAAUCAUUGGUUAUGUUCAGGGAAUAUUUGCUCCAUCCUCAAAUGAAGAAUUAAGUAACCUUUUAAGUGUUAAUUUUGUUUUCACCGAAGGUAAGUACAAAGGUAGCACUCUUAGCGUCUUGGGGCGUGAUCCGGUGGCUGAAACCUACCGGGAGUUUCCGAUCAUUGGUGGUUCUGGCGAUUUCCGGAUGGCGCGAGGGAUUGGCACGUCGGCAGCUAGCUCGGUUAAUUCCACCACCAAAGAUGAUAUUCUUGUUGAGAUGCAUUUCGUUUUUUACCGUUAUGUUCUUCCUGGUUUCGACUCCGAUUCUGAAGGAUCACGAUGAAUUAUCAGCAUUUGAUGCUAUGUCAAUUCCUUUUUUCAUUUUUUUUUACGUUCAAUUCCCUUUUGUAUUCCUUCGUCUUAAUAUCAAUAAAUUUGUGAAGUUUAAGAUGUAAAGUGUUGGCAUAAUAAGAACAUCUAGAUGAUGUGCUUUCUAAGAGAUCGAUAUAGCCUUUUAAGGUUAUCAUUGUCCUACUGCAAUACUGUUUCCUUUGUAAUUUUUCACCUAUACUUUUGUAGGCCCGUGUUUUUCUUCGAUCUAGGGAAAUGAAUUCGGAGAAUCGAUUUCACACAUCUAGGCUCUAGAGAUUUGUAAAACCUUAUGAGAUAUCAAUUGUAAUGAUUAAGUCUUUGAAUGAGGUUGCGCCUUUUGUGUUCGUGUCCUGGUUAUUGCUUACAAUAUUCAAAAUUACAAAGAAAGAUAAUUUAUGAAAUUCUUAGAAAGCAUAGCGAAUUAUAUGGUUGGAUAUAAAACUAUACACGCAAUAUUGAACGGACGAACCAUGCAUGGAGAUCGAGUUUGGAUAUAAACGAUCAUGUCCGGG
This is a messenger RNA of Oldenlandia corymbosa var. corymbosa, 1358 nucleotides long. The record is from the annotation of a GenBank genome assembly. NCBI's taxonomy places the organism in Eukaryota, Viridiplantae, Streptophyta, Magnoliopsida, Gentianales, Rubiaceae.